AUGAUUCCUCCUACAGGGCUGUCCGUCCGGCUCUCCAAACGAGUUGCCGUCCCCGCAUUCCGCGCUCAAAGGCAGUUCAGCUCCGCACGCCCGAGUUUGAAGGAGAUCCAGGAGGCCUAUAUUCUAAGUGCUGCCAGAACACCAACUGCGAAGUUCAAUGGUUCAUUCACCUCCCUCUCGGCGCCCGAGCUCGGUGCUGUAGCCAUCAAAUCCGCCCUUAGCAAGUCGAAUAUCCCAGUCGACAAAGUCACCGAUGUAUAUAUGGGAAAUGUGCUGCAAGCGGCUAUUGGCCAGGCCCCAGCUCGUCAGGCAGCUAUGUUUGCAGGGUUAGCCUCUACAGUAGAAUCCACAACAAUCAACAAAGUGUGCGCAUCAGGUCUUAAGGCGGUAGCUCUUGCGGCCCAGAAUAUCCAGCUAGGUCUUGCAGAGGCCCAAGUGGCAGGUGGUAUGGAGAACAUGUCCAGAGUUCCAUAUUACCUACCCCGAUCUUCUCAACUGCCUCCCUUUGGAGAGAUAAAAUUGCAGGAUGGGUUGAUCAAAGACGGCUUGAUGGAUGUGUACAACCAAUUCCACAUGGGUAUCUGCGCCGAGCAAAGCGCAAAGAAGUAUGAAAUCUCCCGAGAACAGCAAGACGAAUACGCCAUUAGUUCAUACGAGCGAGCCCAACAGGCAUGGAAAGAGAACCGAUUUGCAGACGAGAUUGCCUCCGUUACUAUCAAGGACAAGAAAGGAGAGACUCUGAUUGAGAGAGACGAGGGAUUCGAGAAUCUGCGUGCAGACAAGCUCAGGACUCUUAAGCCUGCUUUCCUGCGUGAUGGCACUGGCACUGUAACCGCAGGCAACUCUUCUACCAUGAAUGACGGUGCGUCCGCUCUAGUCUUGGGUAACAGAGAUCUUGCCCGUGAGUUCGGUACUGGUGGACGUGCACUAGCCCGUAUUGUGUCCACAGCUGAUGCUGCCAUUGACCCGGUGGACUUCCCUGUUGCUCCCUCCAAGGCUGUUCCGAUCGCAUUGGAGCGUGCUGGUAUUACUAAGGACCAAGUUGCUGUUUGGGAGUUCAACGAAGCUUUUGCCGCGGUCAUUAAGGCUAAUGAAAAGAUUCUCGGUCUUGAGAAUGCCAAGGUCAACAUGCUUGGUGGUGCAAUCUCACUGGGCCAUGCUCUGGGUAGCUCUGGAUCUCGUAUCCUGGUCACUCUGCUCCACCAGUUGCAGCCAGGCGAGUAUGGCGUUGCUGCUAUCUGCAAUGGAGGUGGCGCAGCUACUGCUAUGGUUAUCCAGAAGUUGGAUCGCGUGGACUAA
Penicillium angulare is the source of this 1299-nucleotide messenger RNA. Its product is annotated as thiolase family protein. Gene Ontology annotation, biological process: fatty acid beta-oxidation. Lineage: Eukaryota; Fungi; Ascomycota; Eurotiomycetes; Eurotiales; Aspergillaceae. The coding region runs from base 1 to 1299 and encodes 432 amino acids. Gene Ontology annotation, molecular function: acetyl-CoA C-acetyltransferase activity. The record is from RefSeq and is a predicted model, not a curated record. The transcript has 3 exons.